AUUUUAAGUACUUGUUGAUAUUUCUAAUAAAAUAUAAGUUCAUAUUUUUACGACUGAUAAGACAAAUGAUAAAUUGAAAGUUGUUAAUAUCUUUCUUUCCUCAACAAUCUUUCAAAAUUUCCAUAAAUCUUGACCAUAAAUACCACAAAUCCUUUCUCUUUUCCGACCCCCAACAGCUUCCCAUCAUCCAAACGAUUUCAACAACCAUUCAUCUUAAAACCAAAUCAAACCCACAUGACGACAACAAAUAUUUACAUGUUGACAUGUUCAUGCUUAGGAAAAUACGGUCACUCGAAUGAAAACCGCUCAAAGGAAACAAGAAUCAAGACCCCUCAAUCGCAUUCAAAACACACCCACAUCACAAGAAGAAAAGCAGCAUCGCUAUUCCUCCUACUGUCUUGUCCAAUUCCAAUCUCCACCCAAUCGGCAUCUGCAACUGAAUCCUCGAUUCUAGACAUGUUCAGAAUGACAGUUCCUGACCAAACAGUGGAAGAAGCUGAGAAUGGAAUAAGAGAACACGCAAUGAGUUUAGUACAAGUGAAAGAGCUCUUGGAAUUGGAAUCAUGGAAAGAAGCACAAAAGGAAUUGAGAAAGAGUGCUUCUUAUUUGAAACAAGAUAUUUAUACGAUAGUUCAAGGAAAACCUGUAACAAAAAGAGCUCAGCUCCGAAGUCUUUACUCCAGACUUUUCAAUGGCGUGACGGAAUUGGAUUAUGCAGCUAGGGAUAAGGAUGUGACACGUGUAUGGAAAUUGUAUGAGGAUAUGGUUGUCACACUUGAAGAGAUAUUAUCCGAAGUGUAAUAAAAUUCAUGUAUCUUUAAUUCAUCAAUAAAACUUAGAGUAAAUAA
Messenger RNA from Cynara cardunculus var. scolymus (artichoke), 848 nucleotides. Its product is annotated as psbQ-like protein 3, chloroplastic. Gene Ontology annotation, biological process: photosynthetic electron transport chain; photosynthesis. The record is from RefSeq and is a predicted model, not a curated record. NCBI's taxonomy places the organism in Eukaryota, Viridiplantae, Streptophyta, Magnoliopsida, Asterales, Asteraceae. The coding region runs from base 235 to 801 and encodes 188 amino acids. Gene Ontology annotation, cellular component: photosystem II oxygen evolving complex; extrinsic component of membrane; chloroplast. The transcript has a single exon. Gene Ontology annotation, molecular function: calcium ion binding.